Molecule: messenger RNA, 2760 nt
Organism: Boleophthalmus pectinirostris (great blue-spotted mudskipper)
Lineage: Eukaryota; Metazoa; Chordata; Actinopteri; Gobiiformes; Gobiidae
Product: serine/arginine repetitive matrix protein 1-like
Exons: 2
Coding region: 1-2760 (919 amino acids)
Source: RefSeq, a predicted model, not a curated record
AUGGCUCUGGAGCGGGGGAAGGACGCGAGGGAGGCCGGGGGAAGAGCGAGGAGAGCCGGGGAGAGGAGAGCGGGGCUGGACCCGGGGAGGACGCAGCGGAGCCGGGCGGAGGAGGGAGCCGUGUCCGUGGCGCUCGGGUCUCUCUCUGUGCGUGGACGUGCGUGGGUCUGCGUGACUCGGCGUGGGUCUGCGCGGGUCUGCGUGGGUCUCGUGCCGCCGUGUGUCCUCGCGCGCGGACUAGAGCGACUGAAGGGCGCGCGGCGGGAGCGGAGGGGCGCGCGCUCUGGACACGCCCACGCGCAGCCUCUCGUGCGCAGCAAAGUUUUCACAGAACUAAUUACGUGGCACCGCCGAACCGAACCCGCCCCGAAAACAAGACCCGAACACAAGACCGAACACAAGACCCGAAACACAAGACCCGAACACAAGACCCGAAGACCCGAACACCCACAGACCCGAAGACCCGAACACGAGACCCGAAAACAAGACCCGAACACAAGACCCGAACACAAGACCCGAAAGACCCGAACACACAAGACCCGAACACAAGACCCGAACACAAGACCCGAAGACCCGACACAAGACCCGAACAAAGACCCGAAGACCCGAACACAAGACCCGAAGACCCAAGACCCCGAACACAAGACCCGAACACAAGACCCGAACACAAGACCCGAAGACCCGAACACAAGACCCAAGACCCGAACACAAGACCCGAAGACCCGAACACAAGACCCGAACCCAAGACCGAAAACGAAGACCCGAAGACCCGAACACAAGACCCGAACACAAGACCCGAAGACCCGAACAAACAAAGACCCGAAGACAAGACCCGAACACAAGACCCGAAAGACCCGAACCCAAGACCCGAAGACAAGACCCGAACACAAGACCCGAAGACCCGAACACGAGACCCGAACACAAGAACCCGAACACAAGACCCGAAGACCCGAACACAAGACCCGAAGACCCGAACCGAAGACCCGAAGACAGAGACCCGAACACGAAGACCCGAAGACCCGAACACAAGACCCGAAGACCCGAACACAAGACCCGAACAAGACCCGAACCACGAAGACCCGAAGACCCGAACACAAGACCCGAACACAAGACCCGAAGACCCGAACACAAGACCCGAAGACCCGAACACAAGACCCGAACACAAGACCCGAACCCAAGACCCGAAGACAAGACCCGAACACAAGACACAAGACCCGAGACCGAGACCGAACACAAGACCCGAACACAAGACCCGAAGACCCGAACACAAGACCCAAAGACCCGAACACAAGACCCGAACCCAAGACCCGACACAAGACCCGAAGACCCGAACACAAGACCCGAAGACCCGAACACAAGACCCAAAGACCCGAACACAAGAACACGAAGACCCGAACACAAGACCGACCCAAGACCCGAACACAAGACCGAAGACCCGAACCCAAGACCCGAAACAAGACCCGAAGACCCGAAACAAGACCCGAAGACCCGAAGACCCGAAACACAAGACCCGAAGACCCGAACACAAGACCCGAACACAAGACCGAAGACCCGAACCCAAAACCCGAAGACCCGAACACAGACCCGAACACAAGACCGAAGACCCGAAGAACACAAGACCCGAACACAAGACCCGAACACAAGACCCGAACACAAGACCCGAAACACAAGACCCGAAGACCCGAACACAAGACCCGAACACAAGACCCGAAGACCCGAACACGAAACCACAAGACCGAACAAGACCCAAGACCCGAACACAAAGACCCGAACACAAGACCCGAACACAAGACCCGAAACCAAGACCCACAAAGACCCGAAGACCCGAAACAAGACCCGAAGACCCGAACCCGAAGACAAGACCCGAACACAAGACCCGAACACAAGACCCGAAGACCCGAACACAAGACCCGAAGACCCGAACACAAGACCGAAGACCGAACACAAGACCGAACGACAAGACCCGAACACAAGACCCGAACACAAGACCCGAAGACCCGAAGACCCGAAACACAAGACCCGAAGACCCGAACACAAGACCCGAAGACCCGAACCCAAGACCCGAAGACAAGACCCGAACACAAGACCCGAAGACCCGAACACGAGAACCCGAACACAAGACCCGAACACAAGACCCGAACACAAGACCCGAAGACCCGAAAACAAGACCCGAACCCAAGACCCGAACCCAAGACCCGAAGACCGAACGAAACAAGACCCGAAGACCCGAACCCAAGACCCGAAGACAAGACCCGAACACAAGACCCGAAGACCCGAACACGAGACCCGAACACAAGACCGACACAAAGACCCGAAGACACCCGAACACAAAGACCCGAACACAAGACCCAAAGACCCGAACACAAGACCCGAAGACAAGACCCGAAAACAAGACCCGAACCCAAGACCCGAAGACAAGACCCGAAGACCCGAACACAAGACCCGAAGACCCGAACACAAGACCCGAACACAAGACCCGAAGACCCGAACACAAGACCCGAAGACCCGAACACAAGACCCGACAAGACCCGAGACCCACAAGACCCGAAGACCGAAGACACAAGACCCGAACACAAGACCCGAAGACCCGACACAAGACCCGAAGACCCGAAGACCCGAACAAGACCCGAACACAAGACCCGAACACAAGACCCGAACACAAGACCCGGUUCUGUUGCCCUCACACGUGACCCGCGGACUCCGGACCGGGACCGGGUCGCGAGUCGCGGGUCGUGGGUUCGGGGUCUGAUCUGUUUGUGA